Messenger RNA from Schistocerca nitens (vagrant locust), 591 nucleotides. RefSeq names its product phospholipase A2-like. Gene Ontology annotation, biological process: phospholipid metabolic process; arachidonate secretion. Bases 1 to 591 code for a protein of 196 amino acids. The record is from RefSeq and is a predicted model, not a curated record. Lineage: Eukaryota; Metazoa; Arthropoda; Insecta; Orthoptera; Acrididae. The transcript has 5 exons.
AUGACGCGCAUGGUGGCGCUAACUGGCGACCGCUGCGACUACUACACCGACAGGGCGGACAUCCGGCGCGCAGUGCUGGAGUCGCCGAGCAAGCACGUGCGCGAGAUGCCCGCCAUGGACGUGGACGCGCUGAUGCAGGCGUGCCGGCAGCAGGGGCCUUCACGCACCUCCGGCUUCAUCUUCCCAGGUACCAAGUGGUGCGGCCCUGGUAGUGUGGCGCGCUCCUACCACGACCUGGGACCAAGAGAGGCGGAGGAUCGCUGCUGCCGCGAGCACGACCACUGUCCCGCCACGCUGGCGCCCGGAGAGUGCCGCUCCGGGCUUUGCAACCACUCGCCAUUUACCAGGUCCCACUGCGACUGCGACCACCGCUUCAAGCGCUGCCUGCAGAUGCUGGACACCCCCGCGGCGCACACGCUGGGCGCCGUCUUCUUCAACGUGGCGCAGGUCAUGUGCUUCCGGGACCAGCGGCCCUGCAGGCGCCGGGACGCACGGCGGUGCUCUGCGAGGAUGGCGGCGGUGGGGCCGUACCCGCUGCCGCCCCCGGGGGCGGCUCUGGUGUCGCGGCUGCUCAACCUGCUGCAGCGCUGA